GAUCCAUACAACUCCUGAAUCAUAUCUCUAUUACUCAGUUGAGAUCAAAGAGUCUGAGACAUUUGAUACAUUACACCAGGCCAGAUCCCAAUUUCCCAACUCAGACAGCAGCAACAAUCCCAUACACUCUUUUGCCAAACAAAAACAAAAAAACCAUACACUCACCGGAUCGCCACCCACUGACUGUCGUUACGACGUCGUUACAAGUUUGACUUGGUUUCGGCAUCAAAUUGCAAAGGCGAGUGCGAUGGCAUUAGAUGUUGCUGAAUUGCUGUGGAACAAGUUCUUGAAGUCUCUGGCAGAGCUAGACUCUGAGUCUAAUUCAGGUUCUAUUACCAUCUCUGUCUUCAAAUCAUCAAUAAAAGCUCUCGUGUCUGAUUUCGAAGCAAUCAAAGAUGUUGUGAAUGAGAGAGACAUAAUGCCGGAACCUUAUUCCUACUCUGAAACUAUCAAUCUGCUCUACAAACUCAACGAUGCAUUGGCUGACUGCCGAGUCUUCACACACGAGUGUAUGGAGCUUAAUAAUGUGAUCUCACGCUUCAACUUUCGAAGAUUUACUUUUGUCGCAAAGGUCAAGAGUCGGUUGACCAAAUUAAAGCAGGAGCUUGAGAACUUGCCGCAACAACCAAUUGGCAAUCCUCGGACAAAGACCGGAUUCACCGGAUCCGGACCUAAAGUACCUUCAGCCAAAGUUUUCGGAUUUGAUGAGCAAUUAAAGGAGAUUAAUGAGGAGUUGCUACAAGCAGAGGGUUCCAGUUCUAGCAGUGCUGGUGAACUGAGGGCAAUUGGGGUAGUUGGUAUUGCUGGAGUGGGUAAGACCACCCUGGUUCAGAAGGUUUUGGAGAGCAAGGAAGUGAAGCAGAAGUUUAAUCAUAUACUUUGGUUACCCUUUUCGUUGAGUGAGGAAGAAGAACAAUAUAGUAAGUUCAGCUUUGAGACAUGUAUCUUUGAUAGUAAUGGCCAAAUCAUAGAGGCGAGGAUUGUUGGCCUUGAUAAGCUCCUGGAAAGGCUAAGCCGCCUGCUGUUAUCGGAUAAAUGCUAUUUGAUUGUGUUGGAUGAUGUGUGUCAUCGGCACAUUAACAUUAUGGAACGCUUAUGCAGCGGAUUGCCCAAGCAUAAUGGUGGUGUUGUCAUUGUCACUACUAGAUUGGAGGAAGUGGCUCAAAAGCUGGGGAAACAACAUAGAUUGCAUCUGGUUCAUGUUAAGCCUCUGGACAAAGAGAUUUGUGGGCGUAUAUUUGAGGAGCAGGCUUAUUCCAUUAGAAAAAGUUCAAACUUCUCAGGUGAUGAAGCUACGAGAAAGAUGGAGGAACUCAAGGAUCAGUGCCAUGGUCUACCGUUGGUUGCGAAGACGAUAGCAAAUGCUUUUGCAGUGGGAUUUGGAGGCGACGGAUCUGAAGAGAGAGGUGGUGAUCACGGGGAGGAAGUAGGAACUUUUGAAGAAUUAGUUGAAGACGACCAGGGUUCAAGAAUUGCUGACCUGAUCCAUCAUGUUCAAGAAUCUUCUUGAAUCAUCAGUUCAGUAAUCUGCAAAGCAAGAUGUUACCAGCAUAUUUCACCAUGGUGGGGAUUUAUCAGUAGCUUCAUUUGGGUAUUUGCAUCCAUGGAACUCUUCCACUGUAGCAGACAAGUACCAACUCGGCCUUUUGCUUUCAAUCUCACCAAUUUGUUUGUCUUCACACCCAUGACAUUUGAGAAAUUGAAGAAUAGAAGGGGCAUAAGGUAGAGAGGGAACAGAACAUUGUGGAAGAAGUGGGAUGGUCCGAAAAUGUGCAAGUUGCGAAGGUGAACCCAAAACUAGCAGCCAUAAAUAAGAAGUUCAGGAUGAUUCACGGGUUACUAUAUCUUGCCGAUAUUAUGGCUUUAGCAGCCUUCCCAUGCACUCAUAAUACUUGGCAGGUAAACUCAAUCUGUAGUUGGUAAACAAAACCCAAGUUCCCCUUUAUUUGGAGAUGGGGGAGGGAAAUGUUCUGGGGUCGAGUUGAACUAUGGAUUUUAUCCAUGCAAUGAAAAAAUAGAUUGCUUGUUUGUCUAGGUGUGAUUUUCUCUCCUUCUCCCUAUUUGGCAAUGGUUGAAUGAAACCACUCAGAAUGUACACAUGCUGAUUGAAUCAUCAGUUACUUAAUGAAGUUCAUACUUGAUAAAAAGAAAAAAUACUAUAGAUUCUGGUGUUAAUCAAUACCAUAAUCAAUUCUGUGAUUGAUGAUAUUUUGUGGUUUUCAUACCCAUUCCUAAUAAGACAUGCAGAUAGAUGGAAGGGGACACAGUUCACAAGAAGAGGGAAAGAGAGAAGACAAAUGAGGAAGAUAGUAAAGAAGUUAAGGGCAAAUCCGUAGUUAAGGAGUGUGGUUUGAUUGAUUCUAUGCAGGAGGGGCUAUCAGGCCGUCGUACACGAUACAAGAAUUUUGGUAUACAUUUGAUUGAUUGAGUAAUCAGGAGUGUGCCUCUCCCCUAAACAAGGCUGAAGCUUUUGUGGAAUGCAUGCUGACAGGGAUUUGACUAGUAAUUGGGGUUGGGAAGCAUUUUCAGUAAUCUGUAUCUUAACAAUAAGCAGCAGGCCGGGAGCCUGGUAUUUGGUGUUUGUGCAAAUGGACCAUUUAAAUCCUGCCACCUCAAUCGUUGAAGGCUACUUGAAGGAUUAUGUAUCACAUGGUCUUUCACCAUAAAGGAAAUUUGGAAUUCAUUUAACUGAUUGAAGUGGCCCUAAGCUAAACUAGGUACAUGUUAUCGCUCAGCAUCUUAAAUAAUCCAAAUUCAUACUUAAAAGGCUUGAAUUUGAGCACUUUCUAGUUGUUAGAUUACUACAUUUGAUAACUAAUUUCCAUGGCAUGGGUUUUCUUGUCCCUACGUUUUUGUGGAAUGGAUGUGGAUGCUGAAUGGAAUAUAAUAGGUACAUGGGAUUUGCAAGCUUUUUGUACAAUCUGUAUCCUAACAAUAGACAUGGAGCUCGGAGAAAUGGUGUUUCUUUAGCUGUACUCAGAGUGAAAGUGAGUGGACAUCCUCUCUACGAAACUGUUCCACCUCACCAUCGUCAAAGGUAAUACCAUAAUAGUGUAGAUCGAUUGUGUUAAGCUACACCUGCAUAUAGUCCGGCCCCUUUAUUGAGAACUAUGUCCCUAAUAUUGCAAAUAUGCCCGUUGGUACUGCUGCUUUGAGUUCUAUGUUAACAUGUGUUUGAAGCUGUCAUUGAUUGCUUGGGACCUAGGGUGUUAAUAGUUAGCAGUGAUCCUUAUCCUGCUUUCUCUAUUCAGCAGAUCAAAUCUUAAAGCUUUUAUGUGUUAUAUUAAUGUCUUUCUUACUGGUCAUGUACAUCAUUUUACUACUCAUGGAUACAAGAAUUUAUAAACAUUUGAAGUAUCAUACUUGGUUUUCACAUGUAUAAUUUGUGAAUCAUAAGACUACGAUUAUGUAAUCUUUGUUCUGUUUUACUGAAAUGCGCCGCUUACUGAACAACUAAAUGAUCAGUUACUCCUUCUGGACAUUUUGAUGAACACAUUGUAUGCAGGAGCAUUUCGACUGAUUAAAGAAGCUCUUACCUAAGCUAGGCUUAAGUCUCUUGUGGAACUGAAACUGAUGGGAAUUUGAGAAGCUAUGCCUAACAUGGCUAUAUAUUUCCGAAAGUUGUACAUUGUGAGCUGCAAUGCUAAUGAUGAGAGUUCCAGUAAUUAAAGGAACUUAGAUGUCGUCUCUCAAAGCAGUUGUAGUCCCCAGAUUAAAACAUUUUACUGUUUGCUAGUUAGACCAGUGGGAAGAGUGGGAAGGAAUAAUGGGAGCAGGGAAGAGGGAAAAUACUGAAAUUAUAAUAACUUCCCACAGCUAAAACAACAUCACAAACAUCACAAACAUCACAAUUAUGAAAACUUGCUGCCAAAACACAAAUCUCCAUGGAACUGAACAGAUAGAAAAUACCAACAAGCUAGAACUUUCCAUUCAGUGACGGCCCUUCGCAUCAAAGAACAAAUAAGCUGCUCGCUAACACAGAAGAUGUAUCAGCAGCAGGCAGCAGCAGAUCAACCAACCGAUGAGACAUCAGGAGAACUAAUGUAGAAAAGUUGGUUUGAACUGAAAAAUGUAGCAUAUUUUUGUUGGUUCUAACCAAUUUUGAAUUCUGUAUAUAAAGCACAGCUUUAGUUAGAAUAUCAAUUUUGGAGAAAUGUAAAUACACCAAUCUGGCCUCUGUUUAGAAUUUUCACUUUUGAGAUAUGUAAUACACAAGUCUGGUUAGAACCCCAGCUUUUGUAAUCCAAUAAUAUUUAAGGUAUAUUACAUAUUCAGUAUGCAAUUUAUUA
Molecule: messenger RNA, 4289 nt
Organism: Rosa rugosa (rugosa rose)
Lineage: Eukaryota; Viridiplantae; Streptophyta; Magnoliopsida; Rosales; Rosaceae
Product: disease resistance RPP13-like protein 4
Exons: 8
Coding region: 248-1510 (420 amino acids)
Biological process (GO): defense response to fungus
Molecular function (GO): ADP binding
Source: RefSeq, a predicted model, not a curated record